This is a messenger RNA of Rotaria sordida, 1185 nucleotides long. Lineage: Eukaryota; Metazoa; Rotifera; Eurotatoria; Philodinida; Philodinidae. The record is from the annotation of a GenBank genome assembly.
AUGAUGGAUAUUAGUCAUUAUUCACAAACGAAUUAUUAUUUUAUUAUUAUAAUUAACUUAUGUUUAUUAAUUCAAGGUCAAUUCUAUUUACCUAAUGAAUGUUUUAUGACAUUUGAUAAUGCAUCAGUAACAUCUGACCCUUCAAAUCCAAAUACAAAUAUAUUUCUAUGUCCAUCAUCAUGUUAUACAAUGCGAUAUCUAUCUAAUCAACAAGAAUAUCCAUUAUUUGGUAAUGAAACAUAUUCAGGAAAUUCGUUGAUAUGUAAAGCAGCUUUACAUGAUGGUCGUAUUGCUCCAUGGAAUGAAACAAAUUCUACAAUAUUAAUAAGAAAUAGUUCAUUUCGAUCAUCAACAUUUAUAAGUACGCUUAGAAAUGGAAUUCUUUCAAUUAAAUUAGUUGGUAAUUCAUAUUUAGUUUAUCAAUUUCUUAAUAAUCGAAUAAAUGAAACAUCAAUACCUGAUAUAGCUAUUGAACAUCGAAAAUAUCUUUAUUCUCAAAAUCAAUCAUCAAGUAUAACAUGUAGAAGUAAAUUAGAUCUUUAUCCAAUUCAAUCGAUUAAUAUUGAUCAAGGAUGGAAACAUUGGACAGAAAAUCGUUUAAAAUAUUUUACAUUUCCUCGAAAUUUAACUCGAAAUCAAUCAUUAACUUUUUGUUUAAAUAAUAAUGGAACAUUAAUGUAUUGGGCAAAUUCAACUGAACAAGAAAUACUUCAAAGAAUUCUUGCAACAACAAUUCAUGAUUUAUUUCAUUUUCAAAGAAGUUCAGCUAAUAAUAAUACAUUAACUUUUUUUAUUGGUUUAAAACAAAUUAAUCGAAUUAAACAAUGGGAAUCAAAUGUUAUUUCAUAUAAUAAAUCAUUGGAAACAAAUUCUACUUCAAUAAUAAAUGAAGAAGAUUAUUGUACAAUAAUUCAAUCAAAUGGUUCUAAUAUUCAAUCAAUAAGAAUAUAUGAUCAUAAAUGUGAUGAUAUAAGUAUUCGUGGAUAUCCACUUUGUCGUCUUUUACCAUCUGUUAUAAAUGAUGAAAAUGAUUUUAUUUAUCGUAUUGAAACAGAUAAUGAAGCAAAAAAUUUAAUUGGUGUUAUUGAUUUUUGUUCGGAAUUAGGUGGAUAUCCAAUUUAUGCAAAUAAUGCUUAUGAAUGGCAAUUAAUUCAAGGUAUUUCUAACAUAUUAGAAUUUGUUUAA